AUGAACCCUGAAACUUUCACUGUUUAUGACGAUCAAUUGGAAAAAUUAAUCUUAGCGUUGGAUCCAAGAUCUAUAGCUACGAGAGAAUUUAUUUCUUCUGGAAGUAUUUCAGAUCAAAAUUUUGUUGAUGAGGCCGAUACUCAAAUUAAUAAACUUUUAUCGGAAUAUAACAUAUUAGCUACAACAGCUGCUAAGGAUCCAUCAAACACUGCAAUCGGUGGCACGCCAGGAGUAACAGAUUCUGGAGUCAAGACAAACAUUCUCGAACCAGUUUUACGAAUUUAUAUGACCGAUAUUAAAUCGAAUCCAAAAGGAGCAUUUAAUCAGGACGUGACAAGACAACCUAAAGACAUUAUUGAAGCUGAUAAAUUAUUUGGAGAUAUUAAAUUGGCAAUAAAGGCAAAUGAGAAUUUGGCAUCAAAAGGAUUGAAAGCUGCUUCUAUUUCUGCUAUUUCAAGACUAGAAAAUGCAUUUGACAAUUUUGUACUUUCCAAUUCUCCAACACAAAAUGAGAAGGAAAUGAUUGAAGCUGUCCAAAAAAUUGAAAAAGGUGGCAAUCUGGACGACGUACCUGGCAGAAAAAGAUUCUUCCCAGGAAAUACACUACAAUCUAUUGACCAAAUUUAUAAUUCUUUAAGAAGCAAAAUUCCUCUUUAUGAUCGUGAUUAUGUACCGGAUAAAGGGCAAGGGGAAUUUGGAAAUAAAAUGCCAAAAAUGAGAGAUUAUCGUUUCGUUAAUGUUAUUUCGGGUAAGAUAAAUUAUUUAGAUUUUUAUCUUGAUUACACAGAGUAUUCACCAUAG
Molecule: messenger RNA, 801 nt
Organism: Meloidogyne enterolobii
Lineage: Eukaryota; Metazoa; Nematoda; Chromadorea; Rhabditida; Meloidogynidae
Source: the annotation of a GenBank genome assembly